AUGCUCAUGAAGACAGGAAUACUUUGGCGGGAACCCAAAACUAUGCAAGGGCAUUCAUGCCCUUGUUGCUCUAGAAAGCUGCAGGCUGAGCAUAGCGGCGAUGAGGGCUUUUCCGCAGCUGAUGACCACUCUUUCGCGGUUCCACCCGUCGCCAGUAGUGCACUGUGGGAAGUUGAUGAAAUCGUGUUCGAACCCUUGAAGGGCCAGCUGGGGGAAGCAGCUCCAGCUUUAUGUAUGGAAGCUGUUGCGGAGGAUGAUUCAGCAGCAGUAAGGCGAACUGCAGGUUCAAUAUCUGGAGAGUCAAGAGUAGUGGCGUACUGUAUGCUAGGUGACAGCUGUAUAGCUGCCCUACACAAAAGCGGUCGACUUUGCAUCAUUCGUCGCAAGGAGCAGGUCUCAAAUGAGCGUUCACGACUUUUAUGUGGGAGUACGCAGCUCUCUACCUUGCACUGUCAAAGACACGCCCAUCACGUACAUCCCAGUUGGGUAUUCAGUUAA
Molecule: messenger RNA, 498 nt
Organism: Eimeria necatrix
Lineage: Eukaryota; Apicomplexa; Conoidasida; Eucoccidiorida; Eimeriidae
Exons: 1
Coding region: 1-498 (165 amino acids)
Source: RefSeq, a predicted model, not a curated record